Messenger RNA from Alternaria burnsii, 1173 nucleotides. RefSeq names its product aquaporin-like protein. The transcript is spliced from 2 exons. Gene Ontology annotation, molecular function: water channel activity. The record is from RefSeq and is a predicted model, not a curated record. NCBI's taxonomy places the organism in Eukaryota, Fungi, Ascomycota, Dothideomycetes, Pleosporales, Pleosporaceae. Gene Ontology annotation, biological process: transmembrane transport. The coding region runs from base 1 to 1173 and encodes 390 amino acids. Gene Ontology annotation, cellular component: plasma membrane.
AUGGCGCUCAAAAACAUCCUCCCGCUACACAAGAAAGACGCGUCCUCGUCGUCUCACAAGCCCACAACCUUGCCGAAAGAUGGUUCUCCUCCAGGCCACCCCACGAGAUCCGGCUUCAUACCUAACCGGUGGCGCAAUGAACUUGUUGCCGCAGCAGCAGAGUUCGCAGGCACCUUCAUGUUCCUAUUCUUUGCGUUUGGAGGAACAAGUGUAGCCAACACGGCAGCGACAUACAGCAAUCGGACAACCUCUGGACAAGCCAACAACAGCAUCACGCAGGCGCCGGACACCAGUGUGCUGCUGUACAUUAGUCUGAUCUUUGGCUUCAGUCUGAUGGUCAAUGUGUGGGUAUUCUUUAGGGUGAGCGGAGGACUAUUCAAUCCUGCUGUGACACUCGGACUCUACCUCAUCGGAGCCAUCCCAGCCAUUCGCGCGUGUCUCUGUUUCCUCUCCCAGAUGCUCGCCGGCAUGGCCGCUGCCGGCGUAAUCCAAGCCAUCAUCCCCGGCCCUCUCAACGUCUCCACAACCCUCGGUGCAGGCGUCUCCGCCGCCCGUGGUGUCUUCCUCGAAAUGUUCCUCACCUCCCUCCUCGUCUUUACAAUCUUCAUGCUCGCAGCCGAGAAGCACAAGGCCACAUAUCUGGCACCAAUCGGCAUCGGUCUAGCCCUCUUCGUGGCAGAAAUGGUCGGUGUCUUCUUCACCGGCGGCAGCCUGAACCCAGCGAGAAGUUUCGGGCCGUGCGUCGUCACACACAACUUCCCUGGCUACCAUUACAUCUACUGGUUCGGACCGCUCAUGGGCACUCUACUCGCGUUCGGCAUGUACCGCAUUGUCAAGCUAGUCGAGUACCAGACUGUCAAUCCAGGUCAAGACUUUGACGACCACGAAGCCGCACUGUUCAAGCCGCCCGAGGACCCGGAGACGGCUUCCCAAGUCGAGCGUCCCAACGUCGCCGCACAUGCCAUGGCAGAUGCCAUGCAACUCGCCAGCAGAACAAACUCUGGUUUCAGCGAGAGCCAGCAGAAUUUCAGCGGCAUAGACGGGAGGCUGGACAGCAGGGAUUCUGAAAAGGAAAAGUCUAUGAGCUCGAGGCGGUCGCCGCGGCAGGAGCAGGAGUUGUUGGAGAGGACGGGUCAUGCACCUGCUGCUAACGGUGAAGACCACGACUGUUAA